AUAUCAUUUUAAUCUGUCAGAAUAGACAAUUUGUCAAAUUUCAGAUUAGCGUCUAUAUGUUUUUAGAAGAUAUAUUGGUUGAGAGUAAUUUAGUGCCCAAAAAGUUAUUAAAUUGCUCAAUAUUUUGUUAUUGCUCAUAUUAUAUACACAAAAAUUAGCAUUUUAUAAAUACUGCUGUUACAUUAGAAAUUCGUUUUCUGGAAAAGUGUAGUGUUAAAAAAUGGAACCUUGUGCUCCCGGUACUGAAGAUGAUCCUCCGAUUAUGUAUUCUUCACUUACUAAAAAGGAAAGUGAACAACAGCGCUUACUUUCCCAAAAAGCCUUUUUAAAAAACGGAAAAUAUUCGAACGUAUUUGAUUUAACUAUUCAAAAUGGAUCUGAGCAUUGGUAUUGUAAUGCCUGUGAAUGUCCAGUUAUGGGACGUGUUUUUCAACAUGAGUUGGGCAGACGACAUGCUCUAUCCAUAUUUAAUACACACCAUAAUGUGGAGAAUCUUAAAAAUGAUACUCCACCUCCUGAAACUGUUGUCGAAGUAGCACCAGGAGAACCAAUACCACCAGGCUUUGAAGAUGCCUGUAGAGUAUCUAUCAUUCAGGAACGUCUAGAUGGGUUCAGAUUUGGACCUUUGGUGGCUUUGGAAUAUCUUAUAGAACUGCAAGAUGACGAUCCUUCAAAGGAACCAUAUUAUUUAUGCAUAUUAUGUGAUAAAAGAGGAGAUCCACGUACUGUUUUAACUCAUCUAGCUAGUUACAAUCAUAUUUCUCAGUACUUACAAAAACAUUUUCCGACUUGUUGGCGUUUACUGGCUCCUUAUAAUACCAAACAGUAUAGAAGAAAUUGGCAGACGACACUGCAAAAAAUUGCUGAAGGUAUAGAGAAAAAAUUCGGUCGACUGAAACCGUACCCAAUCGAAAAGGAUAAGUUUCAAAAGGACAGGAUGCACUAUCUUAAAAUUGUUGGCAAAGGAAGGCACUUCUCAGAAAUGAGUGGCUAUACUUUCGAAGAGCUUGUCGUACACGACGAGUUAACGAAAAAUGUAGACACUCCAGAAGAGAAACAGAAUGAGCCGUCUUCCUCAAAUAAUUGGGGUGCUACAACAGCUUACAUAGAAAAACCUUUCAAGAAGCGUAGUCCUUCUCCUCCCGUCGUAAAUAUGCCUUCAAAAAAGACAAAAGGAAACGCUCAAACUAAUCCGAGGAAACAAGAACCAGCUUUUUCAACAGUAGUUCAGAGUCAGAAACCACCUAUACAGAACAGCAAAGAGGGUGGAGCACCUCAACCAAAUAAAGUGGCGACUCAAAUUGUUCAGAAACAACCAAUCAGAAGAAGAUCUUUAUCAAGUCUAUCGAGUCUUUCUGAUAGGAGUGACAAUAGUGAUAAAGCUAAUAGAAGGGAUAUGUAUGCUUCUCAAAGAGGAGGUAAACCUCCUGAUGUCCAGCUUUCAUAUGGAAGGCGGAGAUCUCCAAGACGUAGAUCUAUUCCUAGACGUAGAACACCAUCACCUACUAGACGUAGGUCUCCAUCUCCUAGGCGAAGAUCUCCGAUCAGACGUCGAUCCAAAUCUCCCUCAUUCAAAUCUGAACAAGAAAAAGAAAAAAUGAGAAAAAUGGAGGAAUACAAAAAACUUGCAAGGGCUAUUGAGAAUGAUAUGUUUAAAACAUUGAAACAACAUGAGAAAAAUCCAGAAAAACAUCCUCAUUAUAAUGAAGAAUGGAAAAAAUUUUGGAAUCGGAGGUACAAGGAAUUGAAAAACGAAGGCAAAGACGCUUCCAAAUAUGAUUUCAAACCAGAAUGGAUAGAAUUCUGGAAUAAACGUUUAGUUGAAUUACACAGUGACGAAUUGAGGAAUCGCAAAGAAGCGUUGAGAAAACGUCUAGCUCUUCCAGAAGAAAUUAAUCCGAUUAAAUUUAAAAUUGGAGCAGGUACCUCUAUGAAUGUGCAGAAACCGCUUCCCAUGGCUGCACUUCCCGAUCAGGAUAAUGAUGUUAUCAUUAUCGAAGAUAAAGAUGAAGAAAGAAAAGUGAUUUGGGACGAUGCAACGAAAAGCAGAGGUGAAGGAAGUAGAAAAAUUAAGAGACGUUCACCGAGUCCUCGACUGAGAAUAUCUAGAGAAAGGAAUCUUACCAAGAAAAAUCGUAGUCCUGUUCGUUACACUCGAUCGAGAUCUAGAUCUAGAGACUACCCAAUCCAGAGUAAAAAGAAACUACUAAAUGAUAAACAACGAAUCAAAAAUGCUUCUCCUAUCAGUGACAUAUCGGACAGUUCAAGGGAUGAUUCCAAAUCGCCUUCAAGGGAAAGGAGUUAUGAAAAGAAGAGACAAAUAAGGGAGAGCUCAUUCGAAAGAGAUUUACGAGGCAAGGAAAGAAUUAGGACUGUAGCUGAUCUACCUUGGGAGAGAGAUUCAGUAUACAGAAAUCCUUAUCUACCACCUCCAAGUAUGCGGGAUGUUGUUCCGAUUCUCGAAGAUAACGACGAUGACGUGGAAGUUAAUGUUGUCGAUGUUCUUCGUAUUCUUACGGCGCUUGAAGAACGUUUAGGAUCUUUGGGUCCCAAAGUUGUCGAUCUUUUGGCUCAGGCUUUGGCGAUGGAAAAAAGUGAGGCUAACAGUUCUGAACAACUUUUGGACAAUGAAAUAAAUUGUGUCCUUUUUGAAACUAUUAAAGAAAAAUUGAAAGGUCAGAUGUUUGCUGGAUUAGUGGACCACAUACAACAAAGAGCCUUCAAAAAGGCGAUAAAGAAAAUAGCAAGUUUAAUCCAUUUGGCAGGAAAAAGAAAAGGACAACGAGAAAAGUUGCUUCCAAAAUUACCAACUGUUACUGCUACUGGUAAAGUAGACAAAGCCGCCAUCGCCAAACAAAUUGCAAAUGCAUUAAUUCUUCAGGGAAAGACUGACGUAACUCAAGCUGAAUUAGAACAACUUAUAAAUGCAGUGGUCGGUAUGGCAGAAGCGUCUAAAGUAGUCAGCAAACCUAUAACAACGGCUGGUUUCUUAAAUAUGAUCAGUGGAAACGAAUUUGGAAAGAAAGAAACUAAAACAAUUAUCGAUUUGGACAAAAUUACAGAACCAUUAACGCCAAGUCCGGGAAAAACGUCUAUAAGUAACAUGGAAAAUUUGUCAGAUUCUGAUUUACAAACGCUUCUGCAAAAUUUCAAAGAUUUAUCUACAGAAGAACAACAUAACUUGAUAAAUUACCUGAAAAAAUUAGAAUACCAAGAACCGGACAGAGUUGAAAAGUUGAGAAAGUUUGUUAACUUGGAACCAAAUUCAAAAACAAAAGAUGAAUCGAUUGACAGCAUCAAAGAUUGUUCCAAUGAAGGUGUAGAAGAAUCUAAAACCAGGAGUAAAUCUAGUGAAAAGGGUAGUCCCUUCUCAAAUAGAUUUGAAGAUAAUCUUGGAAACGAAGAGUUGGAAAAUGUUGAAUCUGAUGAAGAAGAAGAAACAGAAAAAGAUAAUCACAAUGAAGCGGAACCAGAAAAUGAUAAAUCUGAUAAAAAAGUCAAUGUAGAUUCAGAAGAGGAUGAAUAUACUUUCGAAGAUGUUGUAAAAACCGUCUCUAAAAACGUAAAAGAGAAGGAAAUGGAACAAAAUAAGAAAGUAGUUGAAGAAACGAUGAAAUACGACCAAAACAGAUCCAAUUUAACCAACGCUAAAGAUCUCAUAUCGCAGCUUAUGAGUAAUAUUAGUAAAAACAAUUCUACAACAACUAAAAAUAUUGAUUUGUUAGGAUUAGGCCAACCUGCUUCGUCUAAUCCCCCACCUACAAGUACAACAACAACUAUGGAUUUAAGUAGAUUACUUAAUAUUAAUGUUGCUAGUUUAGCGAGUAUUGUGAAUAAUGUUAAAAAUAUGUCGGCAAAUGAUAAUCAAAGUAAUUUUAAACCAACAAUGUCAAACAAUCAACCAACGUUGAAUUUUGAUUUAGGACAAUUGAAAUCAGAUUUCUUAAAAGAAGGACAAAACAGUGGUGCAAUAGACAGAGACCAUUUUGAUAUAAAUAGACCGUUGGACGUAACUAAUAAAAAUUUUCAUGUAGGAUCAAAUCAAAAUGAUGGACCUAGAGGACCAGAUAUUAACAGAAUGCCACUUCGAGGUGAAAAUGACAGGUUUGGAUCUGGAGUUUUUGAUCGAUUCGGACAAGGAGGUUCUGAUCGCUUUGCGCCAGUAGGCCCUGAUCGAUUUAUACCCACAGAACCAGAUCGAUUUAGACCUGGAGGUCCCGACCGAUUUGGACCUGGAGGUCCUGAUCGAUUCGUACCAGGUAGUUCUGAUCGAUUUGGGCCAACCCCUGAACGAUUCGGACCGGGAGGCUCUGAUCGAUUUGGUCCCGUUGGUCAAGACCGAUUCGGAUCCAAUAGACUUGGUCCAGGAAGCUUGGAUAGGCAUGGGUCAGCUUUAGAUUUUCAAAUGCCUGGAAUUCCAGAUAGGUAUGGUUCAGGAGGAAAUGACAGACUUGGGUUAGGAGGCCCCGAUAGGUUGGGACCGGUUGUGCCAGAUAGAUUCGGGACAGGAUCUGAUGAUAGAUUUAAAUCAGGAUUUGGACCAGGACAGGAUAGAGCAGCGUUAGGUGGCCCAGGUCGAUUAGGGCCCGGAUUUGAUGAUAGAAGUUUUGGUAAUACCGGAAUUAAUAGACAGCCUUUGAAUUCACUAGGAGCGCCAGGAUUGAAUGGACCACGAAUGAUGGGUACAAGACAGGGAGGACCAGGAUUAGGAGGUGCCGGAAAUUUCGGGCUCGGUAAGGGUCCGUUUGAUGGUGACGCGUUUAAUAAAAAUAGAUCAGGUCCUGGUAAUCAAAGGAACUUUCAACGGUUACCGGCUCCAGAUUUUUCAAAACCUAGUGGUAACUUGAAUAGGUGGUAAAUGCUUAAGUUUUAGUUUUAUAUUUAAUUGUAGUUUAAUAUUGUACGAUAAUUAUACAAUAGUUAAUGUGGA
Diorhabda carinulata is the source of this 4930-nucleotide messenger RNA. RefSeq lists its product as uncharacterized. The transcript is spliced from 15 exons. The record is from RefSeq and is a predicted model, not a curated record. Bases 221 to 4858 code for a protein of 1545 amino acids. NCBI's taxonomy places the organism in Eukaryota, Metazoa, Arthropoda, Insecta, Coleoptera, Chrysomelidae.